AUGCAGUGCUUCGUGGGCUGCUUCCGGGCUUGGCUUGCUCCGGAGCCAAACUCCAAGCUUCCCGAUCUCCGGAUCUUGUCGGUGAAUGACGUGUACAAGCCCGAGCGACUGGCCUUGGUUCGGACAGUUGCCCGAGCGGCUGCAGACCCUGGUGUACUCGUCAAGCAAGUGCUGCCUGGAGAUUUGCUUGGCGGCUCUCUGUAUGCUAGUGAACAUCUGGGGGAAUCGACCGUUGACGUAUUGAACUCAUUGGGAGUUGAUUACUGCCUUUUGGGAAAUCACGAGUUUGACUACGGUGAAGAGCGCCUCCGAGAGCUGAUGGACAAGUCCCGGUUCCCAUGGCUCGGCUCGAACGUGCGCGACCGCGGCGCCGCGCAGAGUAGCAUCUUUCAUACUACUCUGGAUUCGGACACUUUCUGGGUGCAGUCCAGCCAUGGCCCUGUUCUUUGUGGCCUGUUUGGCUUGUGUACUCCAGCUACUCCUCAGCUUUCAGACCCGGGACACAACAUCAGCUUCGAAGACCCUAUCUCGCAUGCAAGGAGGUGCGUAAAGGCUCUUCGGGCCUCGGGCUGCGAAUUCAUCGUGGCCCUGACGCACUUGAGCCUUCAUCAGGACAAGCAGCUGGCCGAAUCCUGCGAUGGUCUCCAGGUUAUUUUGGGAGGCCACGACCACGACCCAUACUACUUGAUCCACCACGGCGUGUUAAUUGCCAAAUGCGGGCAGAAUGCUGAAUAUGUUGGCAUACUGGACUUGUACCUGACGCGAGCUCCUGCUGGUGUGGAGGUGAAGCAUUCCUUCCACUUUCGCAGCACUGCAGCCGUCAAAGAGGAUCCCACUGUGGUAGAGGUUGUUUGCAGGUGGAAGAAAUCGACCACCAGCACCGAGGAGGAGCUUUGCGUCGUGGGAUCGCCGCUGUCCAGUCGGACAUAUGAACUCCGCUCCACGGAAAAUGCAUUUGGCUGUUUGGUUGCGGACGCUGCGUUGUGGGCCUGCCGCCCGCACGGCUGCCACGGAGCCAUCAUCAACGGGGGAUUCAUCCGGCAGGACAGGGUGUACCCGGCGCAUUCCGUCCUGACAGCUCGGCAGGUGAGCGAGGAACUCCCAUUUGCCGAGUGCCCGGCGGUGGUGCGUUUGACAGGCAAGAGCUUGCGCUACGCUUUGGAGGAAAUGUUGGCCUCGGCUCCAACUCCAGUGGGUUGCUUUCCGCAUGUGUCAACAGGUAUGUCUGUCAGCUACGAUCCGAGCGCUCCGCCUUUUGAGCGAGUACAAGGCUUAGAAGUGGACGGUCGGACAGUUGACCCAGAUGAGCAGUAUUUGGUGGCGAUAAACCGUCUCUUUAGUGAAGUUGCGGCGGACGGUGUGCAAACAUUUUGCAAGUGCGAGCGCACCUAUACUCACCACCAGCUCUUCCGAGAUGUGGUGAUGGACUACCUGCGAGAACGCAGGCAUAUGAGUGGUGAGCUUCCGGGACGCCUUGUCCCGGUCACAGCUGUUGGCAAUCUGGAGGCUAAGCGACGGCUGGCUUCUGACCGGACCUGCUGUCAAAGCAAUCGUAGAGAGGACCCCGAUGGCGAACGAUCAGAAAAGCGACGUUGGCACCAUGUGCAGCUGCGCUUACAGCUAACGCUGAACUUACUUACAAAAGAUGUUCCAGAUGAAAAUGAUCCGGUGCCGGCGUCCUUCGUAGAACUCUCUGGCAAAACUGCGGGCAGAUCAGCGAGCACUCGCAGUGGAAAGGGCAGGCACCAUGCGGCGCCGCAGGCACGCCACUCUGCCCACAGAAGACAUGCUCGAAAAGAGUACCAAGAUGAAGAGUCGGAUGAUAGCACUUCUGAAGAUCGAAGAGCUUCCCUGUCCGAGGACAAGGACUCCAGGGCAGACGGCCAGGAUGAUGAACCAGAGCCGGAUGUCAGCAGACGCGAAGACAGCCGAUACGACGACGACCAGCAGGAAGUCGAGACACAAGACCGACAUAGCCACCACACAAGACAUGUGCGAUCCAGAGACCCUCAAGAAGAAGUUCCAUCGGAUUCACCGUCAGACUCCCACAAGCCUAUGGUUCACAACGCGUCACACCAGCCCUCACCGCCGGUGGAAUCGAAUCAGACGCUGCAUGACAGCUCCAGUCGAGCCGGUGAAGCAGUCGGAGGACAGCCACCCCCGGUCGGCUUGCCGCACGCAGCCGUACGGACUGGAUGGCUUGUAACUUCGUCGUGCUGGGCCAUCCUCAUGCUGGUGGCAGCGGCCAUUGCUCUCUGGCUGAAGCGGCCCGAGCUGCUGCCUGAGUUUGCGGCUGGGCGUGGAAAGGGGCGCAUGAACAACGAAACAAGAACGCUUGUUGUGGCCCGAUUCUUGUUUCGCUUCUCCUGGAGAAUGUUUGGCAACCGGCUGGCGAGCCUUGCAAUGAUCGGCCACAAGAUGGAUUUGGUCUCCGCCUUCAUUGCCCAGUACGGUGUCGACGCAUCGGCAGAAGGUGCGUUGAGAAAUCUGCCGGCAGACGCACAACGGCAGGUCAUCGGAGAGGGUCCGCUGAGAGGGCUGAAUGCAUCAGCGUUGCUCAUGAGCCGAAUAAGAAGGGUGCAGGGCAGCCUUGCGGCAGUCACCUCACAUCCGAUGGGUCCUGGAGGAAUGAAUCCCCCGAUGCCUGCAAAGAGUGGGGUGGGCCCGCUGUAG
Molecule: messenger RNA, 2673 nt
Organism: Symbiodinium sp. CCMP2592
Lineage: Eukaryota; Dinophyceae; Suessiales; Symbiodiniaceae
Source: the annotation of a GenBank genome assembly